AGCUACCGGUCCGACGUGGAAACCUCACUUGCACCCCGGCAGCAGUCAGAAAAGGAUACGAUCCACGGGGACGAAUCUCUAAUCCGCUCGAAUCGAGGAAUCGGCCGAUCCUUUGAUUUUUUUUAACCGAGAAAGGAAGAGAGAGAAAGAGAAGGAGAAGCCAUGAAGUUUGGAUUGUUCUGGUUGUUCUGCUUGUUGACGGUUGCCAUCUUCACCGACAGAACCUUCGGAAGCCCCUACAUCGAUGAUGAGGAAGAUUCGCUGCAGAUUGCAGAUUCAGAUUAUACAGAUAAUGCAUUAGAGAAUCUAAUGCGAGCGGCUCAACAAAAACGUACCUCGUUGAUCUACCUGUUUAGGCGGGCCUGCAUACCACGGAGCGGAAACUGCGACCACCGGCCGAAAGACUGCUGUUACAGCUCCAGUUGCAGAUGCAAUUUGUGGGGUUCAAAUUGCCGGUGCCAACGAAUGGGUCUCUUCCAGAAAUGGGGUUAAAAACGAUCUCACUCUCAAUCCCCUCUUUCUUUCUCGGCGAGAACGUUCCUCCUUUUUAGCACGCGACUACAAUGCACGAUUUCGUAUAAGAUUUGUCAAGAUUUCGUUUCAUCCCUCAGAGAUAUUCUCAUUUCUUUUCCUUUCUUUCUUCUUCUUUCCCCAUCAUCUUGCGAAUACUCGAAUUGCGUAAGCGUUUUUUGCGUACGAAUUUUUACCAUCGUCUGCUGUCCCACGGUCUAA
Apis dorsata (giant honeybee) is the source of this 732-nucleotide messenger RNA. RefSeq names its product U8-agatoxin-Ao1a-like. The record is from RefSeq and is a predicted model, not a curated record. Gene Ontology annotation, molecular function: ion channel inhibitor activity. The transcript has 3 exons. Gene Ontology annotation, cellular component: extracellular region. NCBI's taxonomy places the organism in Eukaryota, Metazoa, Arthropoda, Insecta, Hymenoptera, Apidae. Bases 163 to 492 code for a protein of 109 amino acids.